Messenger RNA from Tremella mesenterica DSM 1558, 6951 nucleotides. RefSeq lists its product as uncharacterized. The transcript has 5 exons. The record is from RefSeq and is a predicted model, not a curated record. NCBI's taxonomy places the organism in Eukaryota, Fungi, Basidiomycota, Tremellomycetes, Tremellales, Tremellaceae. Bases 1 to 6951 code for a protein of 2316 amino acids.
AUGACACCUUCAAUAUUCUCCUCUGACUCUCAUCUCCUCAACUCUCGACAUCUCGCUCCUCCACCCCCUGUACAGAAAACAUCAGGAUUGAAAAAUUCUUUACGACGUAUCCCUUCCGCUCUCUUCUCCAGAAGUCCUCCGAAGAAACAACAGAAAUCAAAGUUGGGUAUAUACCAGGACCCCGAUACCGCUUCGACCGGAAGAUCUUCCAAGUUACAAUUAACCAAGACCUCUGCUCCGAGAUUAGGAACGACUGUGCUUUCAACCGAUACCGACUUUCCAACGCGCGACAACGACAUCCCGCUCUCGACUUCCAAUACUUCUAAGGGAGGUAUAUUCUCCACCAACCACAUUCCUAAAGGUACGGCUACUUCCGUCGUCAACAGCACCCAAGUUUCAAAAAUUGUUGGAAUGGAAGUACCGGAGAAAACCAAGACCAGGACGAAAACCCGAAAAGCUCUGGCGGACAUUCUCGGGUGGGGUAAUCAUUCUAAUAUCCAACCGUCGCUCCCACAACGACAGGCGUCUGAGAAGAAACCUUCAAAACUUAUCGCCAAGGCUUCACUCCAAAAACUCCCUCGAGCAACCCUCGGAAACCAAUCCUCCAUCCAGCCUGUGACGAAAUCCAUCAUCACGGAACACCCAUUUCCUGAAAUCUCCCACCGUACCGCUUCAGUUGGGAAGAUUGUCGAUUCAUCUCCUCCUCCACCACCCGUCCCUCCCAAAACUAUGCCGCUCGUACUCAAAAAACCGGCUAGUUCCUCAAUCCGAAUCUCUUCACAACCCUCUCAGCCUAUCGCGGUUGCUCAGAAGCAAUCGUCGCUUAGGACGGAGGAAAGGACCGGGCGACCGAGUAUUGGCGAUGAUCCGUUUGGAAGGACAUCUUCAGGGGCAGAGGUGAUCGACAAGAUGCCAAAUAGGGAAAUCACGACACCGUCAGUGAAGAGUAUCACAACCGAAAGAAGGGCUAGUAUUUCGUCCAACAAGGCGAUGUCGGCGCGUACAAAUCUGAGUGAUGAUGUUAGUUUACAAGAUAUGAAGAGAGCUAUUCGAAAUACUUUACCCGUCACUGCCGAAGUAUCGGAAAGCGCCCAAUCUUCUCCUCAGAAAGAACGACACGUCUCUGCUCCAUUACCCAGCAAAGCUACCCUCAUCCAAUUACCUAUACGAACUAGCUCGCUCGGACGGGUCAUCCCAAUGGCUCGACCAAUCACGCCACAAGAGACUGCCUUUCCCACUUCAACAGCCGCCACGCUUGCUUCCAUGCCGACCAUCACGUCGAUUCACGUGGAAUUGCCUCAUUCCACCGAGAAGAUCGAUGAGACCACAGUUGGCGAAGUACCGGCACCAAUGGCAUUGAAAACACAGCCAAAAGUAUUGAAAAAAGAGAAGACCAAAUCCAAAAUUUGGGGGUUGUUAGGAGGAAGGAACAAAAAGUCAUCAAAAGAACCAGAGAAAACAAUGCCUGCUCCAGUGGAGCAUAUUGCUUCUCACUCAACAAGCAGUAAAGCUGCAUUCUCGAAUCUUUCUUUCAACUCUCAGUCACAAUCUUCCAACCGACGUCCUCCUCCGCCGGCGCUACACGUCACUCAUCCGUCUCAAGAUAUCAAACCCUCGCUCCCUACAUCCUCCACUGUACGCACGACGAACACCAUGACAUCCGUCAACUCGGUGGAGUCGAACCAAACUAUCACGCUCAAAGCGGAUACAAACAGUUUCGCCUCUCAGCUAGAUGCCGCUUUCGGAGAUUCACCUUUGACUUCCAACUUUCCUCAGGAUAUCUGGAAAUCUGUUGGUCCCACUUCCUCCUUGACAGCCAGAGCAAAGACCCCAACCUCUGACAUGGGGACUUUCUCCACUGCCGAACCCAAACAUGCUGGAUCGACAGGUCAACGUAAUAUCGAAGCUCUCCUCGCACCUAGAGGAAUGCCAAAGAGGAAGUCACUCUCUGGCUUGUUUGGCUCAGCGGUGAAGUCUCUCGGAAGAAAGGUUGUAUCUCCUCCUGUCAGUCCUCUGCAGAUGAAGUUGGCCAAAGAGAAGAGAUUACCUUCACCUCCUAUCAGUCCCUCACAAAGAGAUGGGGAAAGGCAGGUCGGUCAGGAACAAAUGAGAUUGAAGACACUUGCGGAGGAGCUGGAUGCCGCUUCGCCGGAAGUAUUGAGAGAUUCUGGGGGGUACAAAAGUCGGUUUGGACAUUUUCACGGAUUUCAUUUGGACGUUUCUGAUGGGAAUCUUUCCAGCGCAGCAGCAGCCACAGACCAGCUUCUUUCUUUCGUCUCGGCUUUCGAAGCUUCUCCCAUGUCUAACGCAUCCGAAAAUGGGAGUCGGAAACCAUCUUUAGUCCAGAUGACCUCCUUCUCCUCCCUACGAGCGGAUGCGAAUGGAAGUCCAACGCCGUUAAGAAAGAUCAAGAGUGCUAUGUUGACGGAGAAGAGUAGUUCGAGUAGUCCAUUGAGACAACAUGGAAAUGUUUCACCUUUGAAAUUAGCUUUGCACCAUGUUCAAGCUGCCAAGGCGAAGAGUGGGGUAUUCUCACCUUCGGACGAAACUUUAUCGAUCAAUCCGUUCUCUAAAACCAUCGUGGGGAAAAAGUCUACCUCGACGUUAAAGAACUCAACUUCUUUCAUUUCUCUUAAAUCGAAGACAAACUCCACUCCAUUCGCUGUGAUCAACACGAACGUCCAAAAAACUGAAGUCACAUCGACCAGUUUAGUGAAAAAAGGAAUGAAAAACAUUUUCGCUCCUCCUUCUCCGGCUCCUGUUUCGUACACACCUUCCCCACUUCGGAAAAGGGCGGACGCCGAGGUGGUUGGUAUGCCAGGAAUUUACGUCGCUUCUCGAGUUUCUUUCGGUUCUUCAACUGCUAGAGUAGUAGAAAGAGGUAGAACCGUCACUCCUGAAACCAUCCGAGCAAGGAAAUUAGCUCAAGAUCAAAGAUCAUCAAGAUUCCAAGAUGCCGCUGAUGUUCCUUCGGAUUUACAAGCCAUGUUUAACAAUCUCGAAGGGUCCGAUACUCCUUCUCCACUUGCCAAAAAAUCGAUCGCUUCGAGUACAAACCUUGAGGAAAAGCAAGAUCGUAUUAUGGAUUUAGGGUUACCUAUACCUCCUCCAAUUGAUAGAAGGGUAUCUCGUCGUCCACCUCAAUACAGAUCACCACCUCUCGCUCCACUUCCACCUCUGCCUACCAGUUUUAUCAACUCUUCGACCGAUCCACAGAAAGCUGUUCCCAAAAUGGUCGUCACUCAACUUUUACCAACCCCUACAUCUGUUCGAACGAAGAGAGAACACGGGUCGGUCCUCACGCCUCUUGCACUGAACACUGGUGCGAGUCCGAAUUGUGGUGAGAAAGAUAAUAGAAUGUCUUUCGAUUUUACAGGGGAAUAUAAUUCUCUUGAACAAGGAGAACAACGAGCUUCUUUCGUUGAUGCUUUGAGAAGAGUAGGAAGUGCGGAUUUACUUCUUCCCAUGACUAUACCUCAAUCUUCUCCCAUGGCCAGUGUGGAUCAACAUGGUUCCGAAACCUCCGCAUCGAAUUGUCUUCACACCGAAACGCAGACUCAGACCGAAAGUCAAGGUCACUCUGCUCAUUCCCACGGAACGGAGAAUUCCGUGUCGUUGUAUCUCAACAUGAACAGAAGUAUAGAAGACGAAGAUAUCUUCGCAGAUGCACGUAGUGAUAGUGGAAGUUCAGAUGGACAAUAUGGGACAGUGAGGGAUAGAAAACAACCUUUCCGUGGACAAUUAGCAUUCCAACAACAUGCUUCCAAUAUGAGGGUUUCACCUGUUUCAUCCCCUUCAUCCCCUCAUCCCUCUACAACUCACACCGAUCUUUCUUUACCUACUCAACAAACAUUUGGUGAACAAAGUCAAAUUGGAAGAGGACAUCACAAUCGAGGUGAAAGUGUAUGUAGUAUUCUCACAAUGUCUUCAAUCGGAGCCGUCAUCGAUUCAGGUAUAGCAGGUGAAUAUACGAAUUACUUUGAUAAAGAAUUUGCUCAAGCUCUUCAAAAUCAUCAAAAGCGUCUUUCUGUAACUUCGGUAGAUUCCACAAUGUCAACAGAGUCAAUUCCUAUGCGACAUCAAGGGACACGACAUCGUCGUGGUCCUUCCACCACAUCUAUCGAUUCUGUAUCAGCUAGAAGACCACCAGGAAGAAGAGGUCAUCAUAGAAGACAAUCUUCAAUAUCUUCUAUCGAUUCUUUAGGUGAUGUGGAGAUGUAUACAACCGCAUCUUUAGGUCCUCCAGUCAGUAUGCAUAAUCCAAAGAGGGGGUCAUAUAUCUCUAAACAUCGAAGAUCUGGUUCGACAGCUUCUGGUGAAUCUUUUGAUCUCAAUUGGACACAAAACCUUUCUGGUUCUUCCGGUCCUGGAACGGGUAUCUCUAUCAACGGAGGUGUUGGGGUCGGAGCAGUAAGAGGACGGACUGAUUGGGCUGCUAGACAUCGUAAAACUUCUUCUGUGGAAAGUACCAACUCUAUAAUUUCCGUUCAUCGACUUGUCAGACCUGGAUUAGGUGAAAGAAUGUUUCAUUUAGAUGGAGGUGUACAAUUAACUUCUAUAACUGGAUCUCCUCCCGAAGCUUCUCAUGGUAUAUCUGGAACUUAUCCGGAAUCUCCUUCUCCACACAAGAACCCACACGAUGAACGUCGUCAUGGUUUGAAAAAUGUAUCUCGCCAUAUAUCUCAUCAAUUUUCAUCUCAGACCCAGGAGAAUCAUCACGGAACAACAACUCAACACUCCAAGAAUGUCGGAAGAAUUGAAGAAACACAAGUGGACGAUUGGGAUGAUUCUUUGUUCCAACCUAGAUCGCCGGAUUCUAUUUUGAUUCAUACUCGACGAUCACCCGAUUCGAUCCUUCGUCCAGUCCAACCUAACAGAAAAGCAGUCAACAUGGUACCGAAACACCGAGGUGGUUCGGGUGAUUCUGUGUUUGGACGUGGUCCCAUCGACAUAGCUUCUGUUACGCAGGACGACACCAGAGGAGGGAUGAGAAAUGCUGGUUUGCAUAUCCACGGAAGACCGAUUUCCGAUAUCAGUAUGAGUUCAACGGAUGAAGAUGUACAGGAUGAUACUUUUAUCAAUGUUAAUAGGUAUAGAAGGAAUGUUGGGGAAGAAGAAUGUUUGGAAGGUGAAGGAGAGGAUUCUACUUUGAUGACUCCUAUUCACGACACCCACCUCACAGGUCGGCAACUUCUCAUGUCAUCUCUAUCCCGACCUCAACCUCCUCGAUCCAGAAGUGGAGCAACUCGUCGUCGUCCACUCCCACCUCCACUCAAUACAAGCGGGUUUGAUCUAUCCAGUUUAGACACUCCUGGUUUGACAUCACCAUCAGCAUCUGAAACUUCAGGAAGAGCAUCUCUUGAAACUUCCACAUCUGAUCAUUUCUCUUUUCAUCGUAUUCGUCCCAAAGGUGCAGGCCAUAAUCGUCAAAAAUCAUCUGCUGGUAUUUUCCCUCAACCUACCAUUCGAGAAGAACCUUCCAACAUGACAUUACGACCUUCCACAAAUUCUCAACCGAUUCGGAAAAUCUCCCGUAAUAAUCUUCGUACUUCCCCAUUACCCACCCGAAGGAUUUCAAGCCAAAACCUUCAAUCUGAUUCUUCUCUUUCCACUCAUCUUCCUCGUCAAUCAUCACGAAACACUCUCAGAGGUAAAGAAGAAGUCAAAGUUAGAGAAUGGGAUUCUUCCGAUAAAGGUUCAGAAAUGGAUUUGAAUAUAGAUGAAGAGAUGGACACAGUUAGUGGUUGGUUAAAACUUCAACGUGAAGUAAAUGAAGAAUUACGUAGGAACCAAAACGAAUGGGAAGAUUCAGAAGAAACGAAACUUGCUUUGGCGGAUUUUUCAGUUCCACAAACAUUUGAAGAUAUUUCUGAAUUUCUAAAAAAAUCAAAUUCGGUUUAUAAACCUUUACCAAUCGAACGUCCAUUAGCACAUCGAAGGAAAUCUUCUUUAUCAAAUUCAAGAACAUUAGUUUCUCCAUAUGGUUUAACAGGAAUGAAUUACAGAUUCUCUUCAACUUUAUCUCCUUUUAAACCUAUUUCAACGAAUCAAACUUUCGAAGAAUCGAAUGAACAAACUUUCAAAACUUUUGAAUCUAACGUUAAUUUGGGAUUACCAAAACCUCCUGUUGAUAGACCUGAAAGAAAGAAAGGUUCAUUAAUUACGAAAUUUGAAAGAACUCAUUCUGCUACUUCUGCAACUUUCCAAUUAUCAGAAGAUACUAUAAACAGUCGUGGACCUGGAGGAUCAGCUGGACCGAUAUUAGGAACUAUAGGAUGGAAUCAACAAAUACCAAAAACCGCUCCUGCCACUCAAUCAGUUUUCGCUCAAUUCACUAGAGCUUUACCACCUUCUCCACCUCCUAAAGUCAUAUUAACACCUACGAGUCCAUUCAAUUUCCAACUUCCUUCUUUUGACGCUUUUGGUCUACAAGCGGAUCUUGACAAUCUCACAAACAAGAAAGAAGGUCAAGGUGGAGGGAGGAAACGUGGUGUUAGUCAAGGUCAAGGUGAAGGUGAAAUGGAAGAGAAAAGAAAUAGAGUUACUUCUAAUGCUAGACGACAAGCAUUAGGUUGGGGUAGAAGAAGGAAUAGUGAUGGACCUGAUAAAAUUGUCGCUGUUUCUCAAGGUGUAGUUAGAAGUUUAGUCAAAGAGAAAGAAGAUCAAAUUGCCGCUUUGAACGUUUCUUCGAAUCAUGUUCAAUCUUUGGUCAACUUGACUUCUCCUGGUGAUAAAAUGUUUGAAAAGGAGAAGAUUUGGAAUCACACUCAUGUUAAAGGUGAUAUUGAGAAACAUGUGGAAGAAAAAGGGAUAAAAUCGACAAAGAUGAAAUAUAUGACGGGAAAAGACAAAGAGAAUGAAAUCUUUGGAAAGAAAGGAGGAGAGGGGGGAAAGAAAAUGAGGAAAGUAAAGAGUAUGAAUAGAUCGAAAACUCAUGCUCUUCGUGUGUAA